This is a messenger RNA of Eruca vesicaria subsp. sativa (arugula), 634 nucleotides long. Lineage: Eukaryota; Viridiplantae; Streptophyta; Magnoliopsida; Brassicales; Brassicaceae. The record is from the annotation of a GenBank genome assembly.
CUCGCUCUCCCUCAAAAUCUCUUCUCUCUCUACAUUCACAUAAACAACACAAGAAGAAGAAGGAGACAAAGAAGAAACGAAGAACUACCUACCUACACUCAUUAGCAAACACUCGCACAUCAACAGGAAUUAAAUGGCGCAAUUCAUGAAGCUACUCGUGACAAUUGCAUUAACAAUGGCAAUCACAAUCGCCAUCAUCACCACCACGACCACCAAAACCAACACCUCGACCGCAACAUUUGCUCUCGAAGAUCCUCUCAAGGACCAUACACCACCAGGAGCGGUUAAGGUCAGAACGAGUCGGUUCUUGGCAGAAAAAGUAGACCAAGGUCAAGGACCUAAAGCCCGUAACCCAAAUGCAGCUGACCAUUGCCACAAGGAGCCAGAGAUCUGCAGCAGCAGCUAUUACAGCACCGGGGCAAACUCUACAAUGGCUUGUUGCAACAACAAGUGUAUGGAUUUAUCAACCGACGACAAAAACUGCGGUGCGUGUAAGAACAAAUGCAAAUUCGGGCAAACAUGUUGUCGCGGUCAGUGCGUUUACGUGGCUUACGAUAAACGUCAUUGCGGUGAGUGUAACCAUCGUUGCGAACUAGGCGAGCUCUGCGUCUACGGUCUUUGUAACUACGCGUGA